GGGGCGGAGCCUGCUGCAACAGCCGGAGCUCAGUACUCACUGGUAGCAUGGGCUAGGCUAACACAGCUAAGCUACCACAGGCUAACAGAGCUACAGACAGGCUAACAGAGCUAAAUCUAGGCUAACAGUGCUACAGACAGGCUAACAGAGCUACAUACAGGUUAAAACAGGUAUAGCUAGGCUAACAGAGCUAAGCUAACAGUCUGCAUUGGAGAAUUACUGCUCAGUGCUUUAGUGUAGGAGCUCUGACGACCUACAACCAGCUCUAAAAUCAGUUAUACAGCUUUAUUUACAGCCUGAGAUCACUGACAUGCAGGUAAACCAUCAGAAGACUGGCAGAGCUUUAGUUAUCUAAGUACAGCAGAUGAUUUAAAGGGUUUAAAGGUAUUUAUAGGUUAUAGUCAAUAUCUGUGGCGUGUUAUUGUUUACAGAAACAGCCUUAUUCAGUCUAAUUUAGCAUUUAUUAUUAUUAAUCUUCAUUCAGAAGGACAGGGUGAGUGGCAUGGACCCUCAGUCCAGCACAGGAAUAAGAUGAUGAAGAACUGGGGUCUGAUCGGCGGGAUCGCCGCUGCCAUGGCCGCCGGGGUUUACGUCCUGUGGGGUCCGAUCACAGACAGGAAGAAGAAGAGGAAAGGUACAGUUCCCGGGCUGCUGAAUCUGGGAAACACUUGCUUUAUGAACUCGCUGCUUCAGGGUCUGGCGGCCUGCCCGUCCUUCGUCAGGUGGCUGGAGGACUUCGAGAGCCAGAGCAGCAUCAGUCUAGCCAGGCCUGAGACGGACACUCGGCUGUCUGUAACUCUGCUGCAGCUGCUUAAAGCUCUGUCCAGUCAUGAGCCUGUGGAGGACGAUGUCUUGGACGCCGGAUGCCUGUUAGAAGCUCUUCGGCUGCACAGGUGGCACAUCAGUUCCUUUGAGGAACAGGAUGCUCAUGAACUUUUCCACGUGCUCACCUCCUCUCUGGAAGAGGAGCGCGACCAGCAGCCCAAAGUCACUCACCUGUUUGACAUGGAAACACUGGAGAAAUCUGCAGAGUCCAGUGAAAAAGCCAUCAGCUGCAGGAGUCGAGGUCCGCUGCACCCCAUUCCCAGCCUCUGGAGGACCCAGCACCCUUUCCACGGACGUCUGACCAGCUACAUGGCCUGCAAGCGCUGUGAGCGGCAGAGUCCUGUGCGUUAUGACUCGUUUGACAGCCUCUCUCUGUCAAUUCCUGCUGUUCAGUGGGGUCGGCCUGUAACUCUGGAUCAGUGUCUUCAGCAUUUCAUCUCAUCUGAAACCAUUAAAGAGGUGGAGUGUGAGAACUGCACCAAGACCCAGACGGGAGAGCUGGUGAACGGACAGGAGAGCCAGAGGACGACGUUCAUUAAGCAGCUUAAGCUUGGAAAGCUUCCCCAGUGUCUGUGUAUUCACCUUCAGAGGCUGACCUGGUCCACUGAGGGCACUCCUAUAAAAAGGCAGGAGCAUGUGCAGUUCUCGGAGUACCUGAGCAUGGACCGAUAUAAACACUGCAGUGCAGCUCAGAGACUACAGAAGCCCAGCAGGGCCAAUAAACCCAGCAGCACUGGAGCAACGGCGGACGCACACGACCAAACCGUAGCCAACGGUCUCGACCCCGAGCACCACAACAACAACAAGCCUCUUUCUAACGGAGCUUUCCCCUCCGUCUUCAUCCACUCUCCUUCUCUCAGUCCUCAACUCAACCUCACAUACGACUACAGCUCGUCAGAGUAUCUUUUCCGGUUGACGGCGGUGCUGGUGCACCACGGCGACAUGCACUCGGGCCACUUCAUCACGUACCGCCGCGGACCGCCCUCCCCCCGAAGCACCGCCCCCUUCAGCCCUCAGUGGCUGUGGGUGUCGGACGACUCGGUGCGGAAGGCCAGCCUGCAGGAGGCGCUGUCCUCCAGUGCGUAUCUGCUGUUCUACGAGCGCGUGAGGAACCUGGCCGGCCUGCGGGCGGAGGAGUAGCCCUGGACCUGCUGAGGUUCUGCUGAGGUUCUGCGUGUGCUGCUGGGUACAGUCCUACCAGAACCCUGCGUGGCCCUGAUGGACUGAGAUCUCUCACAGAGAACUUAAAGAACGGAGAGAUUUUGAAGGACGUACGGAGAACCUGCCUGGACUGCAUCUUGUUCUUAUCGUUGUUUCUUUCAAGUAGAGAUAGUGUUACUAUGGAGACUAUGGAGAGUAGUGUGGCAUCAUAAACCACUGAGGACAGAUUUUGGUGUAUUUUUGCUGCCAGUUUUCUCCGUGUUUGGUAGGACUCCAGCUUCUCUUCACGUUUUUGGGCUUAAUGAAGCUGAACAUCAUAAUAUAAAGACUAUUAAAGAUGCGAAGGAAAUUCCUUAUUAUUUUUUAACGUGAUCUAGAGAUGAUACAGCGGACGAUAACUUUCUUUAUUUUCUGAACAAGAGCUGGACAAGAGCUGAAAGCCUGGACAACUAAUCCUCACUUCUAAUGGAUGCCAAGGGAGCAGUUGAGCUAGGGGGCGGGGCUUAGGAUAGACUGUCCAAUGAAGAUGACUGACUCCUCAGUAGCCUGUUGGUUCACAUAGAUAUAUGAUGUUAAUAUAAUCUUAAGAACUUUUUAAAUAGGGCUGUGUUUUGGCAAGACCUUGGCAAAACAAUACAUAUCAUAAUACAUUGGUUAUUAUUCAGUAUACAGCUUUGGGGAAAAAAUGAGAGACCACCUAAAAAUGAUUAGUUUCUUUGAUUUUAUCAAAUUGAAAACCUCUGGAAUAUAAUCAAGAGGAAGAUGGAUGAUCACAAACCAUCAAACCACCAAACUGAACUGCUUGAAUUUUUGCACCAGGAGUAAAGCAGCAUAAAGUUAUCCAAAAGCAGUGUGUGAGACUGGUGGAGGAGAACAUGAUGCCAAGAUGCAUGAAAUAACUGUGAUUAAAAUCCAUCAGGGUUAUUCCACUAAAUAUUGAUUUCUGAGCUCUUAAAACUUUAUGAAUAUGAUAUGAUGUUUUCUUUGCGUUAUUUGAGGUCUGAAAGCUCUGCAUUUUUUUUGUUAUUUCAGCCAUUUUUCAUUUUCUGCAAAUAAAUGCUCUAAAUUACAUUUUUUUUAAUUUAGAAUUUGGGAGAAAUGUUGUCUGUAGUUUAUAGAAUAAAAAAAUAAUGUUAAUUUUACUCAAACAUAAACCUAUAAAUAGCAAAAUCAGAGAAACUGAUUCAGAAACUGAAGUGGUCUCUUCAUUUUUUCCAGAGCUGUAUCACAAUAUAUUGCGGUACUGUUGGCAGUAUGAUAUAUUGUGAUUUGUUUAAAUCAGUUAAUUUUAGGAAACUUUAAUAGUAUUAAAAAACACACUACCAUAUCCUGUAUUAUUAAAUUGGAUUAAAAGUUGCUUAAGUUUUUAUCCAAUCAGAAUUAUGAGAUCUGAAGACAGAGUACAACACUGCCAUCUAGUGAUCAGGGUUUAAACACAACACCAACUGAACCCCUUCUGACACCAAUCUUUACAUCGAAACUAAUCAUUAAAAUCAUCUAAAUUGUGUGCACCAGUUCUCAACCUUAUAUGAUGUAGAAACCAAGAAAUUUAGGCUAUCUCGCCUGCAGCCUAGAUGAAGGAGCACAGCUAUAGUCUUACUACAAUACACUGGUAAUUUGUAGUAAACAGCGUAAUUCGCUAAAUUAGCGCAAUGCUAACUAGGGGUGUGAAUCACAGGGCACCUCAUGACACAAUAUUUUAUAUGUUGCCCACAUUGAUACUGAUGAUCUCUACAAUACUUCACAUCGUCUGUGUUGUUAUUUAAGAAGACAAAAUACUUAAUAUUCCAAAUAAUUAAAUAAUAGGAAUUAUUAAUGGAUUUAUUGAUUUCCGUUUUACGCAAUUCAACUAAGCAAAAUAUUUUCUUUUAAAGUCAAACGAGCGCUGGAUGUUAAUCUACACAGAUUUCUCUCCUGAAAACUGUUUAUUUGGGUGAGUAAAGUGUUUUUAAAUUAUAUACAGUAAUCUUAGAUUCUCAAAUUUCUCCAGCACUAAGGCUGGAGCAUUAGCAAUGCCACUCAACAGCGCUACACUGAGGAACCCUACGUGUUCCAGUAAGACAAAUAGCUUGUUUUAACACGGGGAAACACGCAAGAUACAGGUCGAUAUACUCACCUUUGAGCGGCGAAAUAGCUAGCAUUUAGCCCUGUCGUUAGCUGCUAAUUCUAAUGUUGCUGUAGUCUCUGUGCAGCCUGGAGAACUAAACUGAAACUCCUGUAUAACUCUGUACUUCAGUGGAGUGGCUUUACUGCUCCUUAAUACCUGACUGGUAGAAUUCAUACAUAAGGAGCACCAGAUUAUAAGGCGCACCUUAUAGUCUUAAAAGUCACUUAUAUUGGCUUAUAUGUCAAAAUAAUCCAAUUAAUAAUCAAAUAGUAUUCCAUGUGCAGCACAGUGCUUUAACUAACCCUAAUUCUGAAUUCAGUUUGUCUCUAUGGAGCUUUAAACACAACUCCAAUCAUGUGUGUUUAAUCAUGAUAAUGAAGAAGAGUCAGAAUUCAAAUGUACUUAAACCAUAUAAACUCUCCAAAUUUUGAGCCCACUAGAUAAAAUAAGCCUGUGGGAAACUGCUGCUGCUGCUGGUGUGUUUAGUGAGUUGAGGGGGCGAUCUGUCCUUUAUAUGAAUCUGUUCAGUAGAGAGGAGCCGCUGUUCGCAGGACUGUUCAGAGGAACGGAGGGGGAAAUGACGUUGUAUGAUAAUUGUAUGUUGUAUAAUUGCUAUUUGCACUGAGAUAUAUUUUUAUGAUGACCCGUUGCCGUGUGUAUGAUGGUAAGAAUGAAUUUUGAAUGUUUUCUCACAUUUAAAUUAUCCUAAAUAAAUUUCUGCAGAUUUAAAAAUGAA
Astyanax mexicanus (Mexican tetra) is the source of this 4829-nucleotide messenger RNA. It is a transcript of the gene usp30, whose product is annotated as ubiquitin specific peptidase 30. Gene Ontology annotation, biological process: protein deubiquitination. Gene Ontology annotation, cellular component: nucleus; cytosol. NCBI's taxonomy places the organism in Eukaryota, Metazoa, Chordata, Actinopteri, Characiformes, Acestrorhamphidae. Gene Ontology annotation, molecular function: cysteine-type endopeptidase activity; cysteine-type deubiquitinase activity. The transcript has 13 exons. The record is from RefSeq and is a predicted model, not a curated record. The coding region runs from base 532 to 1965 and encodes 477 amino acids.